UCGGUCUCCCUCUGUCCCUCCCUCUUUCCUUCUCAGUUUGCUAUUGACCCAGCAGCCCCGUCCCCCUGGCAGCUGCGGCAGGCAUUCCUUCUCCCCCGUGCUGUGCGCUGCGUGCCAGGUCCCUGCUCCCGGCCGGGCGACUGGAGACUCAGUGCCCCCAGCGCUCCGCUGGGCAGUGCUGUCUGGAUUUCUCCAGGAAUCCCAGGAGGGGCUCGCUGGACGGCUAAGGGCUACUUGAUUUAAGGAGCUUGCGGUCAGGGUGAAGAAAGACAGCUGCUGCAUGAACUCCCUGAGCUGAUGAGUCUUAUUAUAGCCCAGCGGGCGGAAGACAGAGCACUGCACCUCACCUCUCAGGCAAAGGUGGAGGGGAAGCAGGAGGCCAUCCGGCAGCAAGAGCGAGGCCCAAGCUGCACACCUGACUCAGCAGCAGACUCUGCCUCCUCGGGGGCCAUGGACUGACAGCACACACCGAGAGGCUCCUCUCUCCCCAGAGGUUCAGGGCCUUGAGAGCUGUGGCAUUCACCAUGCUGGCCCGGGGCAGUGGCCCCGAGCAAAGGACCGGGCUUGCCGUGCUGUGGAGGCAGAUUUACUGGAUCACCUGCUGGAUCACCCUGUAUGCUGUGGAGGCCCUCCCCGCCUGCCCCUUCUCCUGUAAGUGUGACAGCCGCAGCCUGGAGGUGGACUGCAGUGGCUUAGGCCUCACCAUGGUGCCCCCGGACUUGCCCGCUGCCACCCGAACCCUCUUACUCUUGAACAAUAAGCUGAGUGCCCUGCCUAGCUGGGCAUUCGCCAAUCUGUCCAGCCUGCAGCGGCUGGACCUAUCCAACAACUUCCUGGACCAGCUGCCCCGUUCCAUUUUCCGGGACCUGACGAAUCUUACAGAGCUGCAGCUGCGCAAUAACAGCAUCAGGACCCUGGACAGGGACCUGCUGCAGCACUCGCCCCUGCUUCGCCACCUGGACCUGUCCAUCAACGGCCUGGCCCAGCUGCCGCCUGGCCUUUUCGAUGGACUCCCGGCUCUGCGCUCCCUAUCACUUCGCUCCAACCGUCUGCAGAACCUGGACCGGCUGACAUUUGAACCCCUCGCAAGCCUGCAGCUGCUGCAGGUUGGGGACAAUCCCUGGGAAUGCGACUGUAACCUACGUGAUUUCAAGCACUGGAUGGAGUGGUUUUCCUACCGAGGGGGGCGCCUGGACCAGCUUGCCUGCACCCUACCUAAGGAACUGAGGGGGAAGGACAUGCGUGUGGUCCCCAUGGAGAUGUUCAACUACUGCUCCCAGCUGGAGGAUGAGAAUAGCUCAGCUGGGCUGGAUAUUCCUGGGCCACCCUGUACCAAGGCAAGCCCUGAACCUGCUAAACCCAAGCCAGGGGCUGAGCCUGAGCCCGAGCCCAGCACUGCUUGCCCCCAGAAGCAGAGGUAUCGGCCGGUGAGCGUGAGGCGGGCCAUUGGCACGGUGAUCAUCGCGGGGGUUGUCUGUGGCAUUGUCUGCAUCAUGAUGGUGGUGGCUGCUGCCUAUGGCUGCAUCUAUGCUUCCCUUAUGGCCAAGUACCACCGGGAGCUCAAGAAGAGGCAGCCCCUAAUGGGGGACCCGGAGGGUGAGCAUGAAGACCAGAAGCAGAUCUCUUCUGUGGCGUGAGAGCCCAGCCCCACUUGGCCUAGGGACACCGGCCCAGAGGCCUUGAAGCUACAGCAUGUGUGGAUGGCAGCCUCCCGGGAGCCCAGGCACAUACACCACUGGGCAUUUCUUCAGCGCUAAGGACAUCAUCACUGCCAGGCCCCAUGGGGACACCCACCAGUUCCACUCCUAUAGCCUGCAGCCCAAGAACCAUUGCUCUGUACCCCUCACCCCUCCAUCUUAAGCAGCUCUAGGCCUGGGACCUUGGGGCGGGGACUGGGUCAUGAUUGGUGGCAUCUUGGGAAAGCAGGUGGCCCUCACCAAAGCUCACUGCCUGCCAGCAUAUUCCAAGCAGACCCCAGGGGCAGAGAGAGGGCUGCCCCAUUCUGCUCAGAAGCCUCAGUUGUGGGGUCCCUUUCCCAGGGUUUUACGUGCUCAGUCUGGCUUUCUGGAGGUUUUAAUUGCACCUGGACUGGGCUCCAAACCAGAGCAUGGGCCAGGGGGCCUGUUUGUUACUAGCAGCCUACACAAAAGGGGCGGCAGGUGAGAAGAUGGCUGUAUGGGGCUUGGGGGUCACUAGUCCCCUCUUGUAGGUCUGUGCCCUCCUGCAAGUCUGAUCUCAGAUGAGUACUAGGUCUCCCUCUGCUGGACACAAGUUUUCCAAGGCUUUUGGAGGGUCGGGAGGCAUCAGGCUGGUUUCUGGCUCCAUGACAGGAGUCUUGGUGGUGGCCUGGGAAGAGGCCACUGGAACACUGAGGUCAAGGGUCUGAAGAGGAACAGGGAAGGACAGGGCAUGUCCACCUUGCCUUGCACCCCUCGAUCCUUCCACCUCAUAGAGGACCAUGGUAGGUGAAGGAUGUUGUGGGGGAAGGCAGGGAAUGCUGCUUAGCAGGCUGCUAAACAUGUCUCCUGAGGCUGGGGGCACAGUCUUCCUUCUUUCCAGCUAAUACCAGAUCUAGGCAUUUUCUAAGGGAAAGAGAGGGGAGGGGUGGGUGUUGUCAAUGGUGGUACCUUCAGCCAGAGACAGAAGAUUUUUAAAGGCAAAAUUAUAUUUCUGGUUUGUUGUUUCAGAAGAACAAUAAAGACUGUA
This is a messenger RNA of Lynx canadensis (Canada lynx), 2706 nucleotides long. It is a transcript of the gene LRTM2, whose product is annotated as leucine rich repeats and transmembrane domains 2. NCBI's taxonomy places the organism in Eukaryota, Metazoa, Chordata, Mammalia, Carnivora, Felidae. The record is from RefSeq and is a predicted model, not a curated record. The transcript is spliced from 6 exons. Bases 525 to 1637 code for a protein of 370 amino acids. Gene Ontology annotation, molecular function: protein binding. Gene Ontology annotation, cellular component: plasma membrane.